GCAAUCCAUAGCAUUAGUCCUUAUCCCGUCUCCAGCCUGAAGUCUGCACCUAGGACCAUUGGCCAAAGCGGAGCAACUUGCCACACGCGUCACCAGGGCGGCGUCGCAAGGCAGCACACUGGCGUAACAGCCAAAGUCGCCGAGCAAGGGGUGCUGGGUUCUGAUCAGCGGCUGCCACGCGUAUGUGGACCCACCAUGCCAUCCAUCCCUGCGAACUUCCGGACAGGCCCACCGUGUUGUCUGACGUGUCGGUUCAGCAGCUCAUAUUGCAUGGUAGUAUCAUACUAGACUGUGGGAAAUGCGUCAAACUGAUGUUUGGGCAAGGUGGGCGCUACUUGCUUGCGUCCCCAAACUUACUCCCGUCUUUACAUGGCAUUGAUUAGUAGAUAGAAUGCAUGCAAAGGAACAAGACCAUAUCAGAUUCUGCGAAAGGAGCUACUCCUCAACAUCGCGAUUCAGUGCACACAGCUGCAACAAUUCUUUAGGAGGCCUAUUUGACGCAGUGAGCACACAGCAUUAGACCUUCAACAUAUACUGUAAGAAUAGGAAUACCUGUAGGACCAAACGAGGCUGCGGAGACAGAACAGUCCCACACCGUCCCGAAAUUGCAGCUACAGGCAAACGCACAGGCUAAGUCCGAGUCCCACAAGCUGGCUGCACUGCAGUAUUUGAUAUCGAGUGGAAAGAGCGAACCGAGGAUAGGUGCUCGAGCCCGGCUACGGGAGAAUGGCAAAGCGGAAAGCUGAGCACGAUGCCGAGGGUGCACCGGCAGCCAAGGCUCGUCGCCCGAAUGGCUACUGGCGUCCAUUCAACACCUGGUGGCGCGUCUACCAGGAGGACCACGGUCAGCGGCCCUCGGUGAAGGACAUGACUGACUGGCACACCGCAAACGCCAAGGCUGCGUGGGGCUCUGCGGACGUGCCGCCGCUAACGGACAUGCUCAAGACGGCCAAGGGCCUGCGGCCGCUGCAGCUCGUCCGGAAGUAUUUCUGCGAGUACCGCCGGAAGAAGCGGGAGGCCAAGGUGGUAGGCGAGUCGCCGCUUAAAGGCGUGUCCGCUGGCCCCGUGAGCAAGCCGAGCUGCGCCGCCAAGCCCCGCGGCGGCCGCAUCGGCUCGAGCAGCAGUGAGGACGAGGGCCCUGGCUCCGACGCCGAGUCCGACAUGACGGACAUCGAGGACGCGGUGCUUGCGGAGCUAGCACAAGACGUGGAGGAGGCUACUGGCGGUCAGCAGCAGCCCCAGCAGCCCAGCUUCCCGUCGCACCUGGUCAGCGGUGCCACAGCCGCGCGGCAGGCCUACAACGUGGCCUGCGCUGCCGCUAUAAUGGCUGCUGCUACCGCGGCGGCCGCUGCCGCGCACGCCAUGCACGCGCCCACUGCCGGCUUCGAGAGCCAGGCUGGCACCAGCGGCGGCGCACAGGAGUCGGAUCAGGAGGCGCUGUGCUACACGCCGCAGCCGGACGUGGAGGCCUUCGGUGCGAGCCUGGCUCAUCAGGGCUCAUGGCUGCAGAGUGUACAAGAGGCCGCCGCCACCACGGCACUGGACCCCGCCGGCUUGGGCUUCACACAGCCGCCGGCCGCGCACACAGGCGGCAGCCACGCGCCCAGCCCGGCGGGCGCCGCCAUCUCGCCGCCCAUGCCCUCCGCCAUUUGCACCAUGCCCUCCGCACCCGCGUGCGAGGGCGCCGCCGCGCCGCACCUGCCGCGCCACCAGCUCGGCGGUCGUUUCGACAGCACUGCCGGCAGCGCGUCCCUGCCCUCGUACGGCAGCGUGCCCCCGCCGCCCCUGCCGCCUCACGUGACGCGGCACGUGCACCUGCAGCCGCCACACGGCCCGGCGGUCUCGGAGCUGCCCGGCGGCGGCUCUCGCUCGCAUUCGCUGCCGUGCUCAGCCUUGCCGCCGGCCGCCGGCCCCCAGCGCUUCACGGCGCCCUCGGGUUCGCUGAACGGCGACCUCGCCGUGGCCGCGCCGCCGGUCGAUUCGUGGCAUUACUACCACGUUCAGCAGCAGCACGCGCACCAGCACCACGCGCUGGCACCGCCGCCUCAGCCGCCGCACGGUUCAGCCGCCGCGCCGGCGCCCUACCGCUGCGGCCCCUCCGGCUACCCGGCGCACCCCGUCUACCCUCACGGUUACCCGCACGGGUACAGCGGCUACGGCGGCUAUACUGGCUACGGCGGCUACGGCUACCCGCCGUACGGCAUGCCGCCGCCGCCGCCGUACGGCUACGCGCCCGCGCCGUACGGGCGCUACAGCAGCAGCACCUCCGCACCGCCGCCGCCGCCCUACGCGCCGCCGCCCUACCCCUACCCCUACGGGCACGGCAUGCCGCCCGGCUACCCGCAGUACGGGCACCCGCAGCAGCCCGCCGCUGCCACCACCGCGCAGCCGCACCCGCACCUGCACCCCCACGCCAGCGGCCCCGCGGCCUCGCACGAGCAGGCUGGCCACAGCCUGACGAGCUUUCACGAUGACGUCGACCUCGACGCCGUGCUGGAGGCGGAGAUGGGCGACCACUACCAGCAGGUGCAGCAGCAGCAGCAGGCGACGCGGCCCAGCGAGGGCGGCAAGACGGACGCCUUUGCCGACCUGUGGGUGCGCUGGGAGGAGGACACGGGCGCCGACGCCGCGCCGGCGGUGUGCAAGGACGCCACGGCCUCGGGGCCGGGCAUGCAGCCGCGCACGCGUGUGCCGGUGCACGUGUUCCACGAGUAAGCGCGCGCGUGUGGACAUGUGCGGCUGUGAUUGUGGCAACUACGGGCAGGAGUGGCAGCAACGCUGCGGGCGGCGGCGUGGAGCUCAGCUUAAAACAUUUAUUACACACUCUGUGCGGCUGCUGGCCGGGAUGCCUAGCAGCCGUGCGGGUGCAGUGCCAAUGGGCACGCUAUUGCAGGAGGUGCAUUGACGAGCCGCGUGCGGCUGUGAUGCCGUGCAACACGUUUGAGUUUUGCGGGGCGCACAAUGGCGACCAACAAUUCAUUGUGACUGUACUCUUAAGGCGACCCUUCACGGGUUCCCGCCUGAAUCGCGGAACUGGCACAGGUUCUGGGUUUAUGGUGGGCUGAUCGGUGGCGCUGCCAGGUGGCGGAGCGGUUAUUCAUUUUUUUACCGAGAGGCGUGUGAGUGAGUGUGUUUGCCGUCCUUUCUAUGAUUAGGGUAGGGCCAACUGACGCAGCAGCCCCAUUCCUUGACCUAGCGGGUAAAGUAGCGCUGUGCGUUUUGGGCCAGCAAUGCCUUAGGGUGCGAUACGUGCACCAGAGGAUUCCUUGACCUCACGCGUCAUUGCCAUUAGCGUCUAGCAAGGGCUUGACCCAUAGAGAACAAACCUCAUGCAGCUUAUUGUGCUGCUCCCUUCUAGCGCAAUAGCGCCUGCCUCAGUACGGCACAAUUGAUUCGGCUGGUGGUGUGUACCAUUGUUUGCUAGCGCCUGUGCUUCGGGCCUUAUUUCAAGCGGCGUGCGAUGCGCACGUGUACUUUUAGUUUGUGCCGUGGUUGACGAUUGCUCACCACGUCGUGGCGCCUGUGACGUCUCCUUCUUGGUGUGUUCGGGACCAUGCUUGAACCUUUCAAAGUGAGGUUGCUGAAUUGCAUACCUCGCCAAGCCCCACGGGGCCCUCGGAUACUUCCCGGUGCUUGUCCUAUGCAGGAGGUGCUGUGAGUGUGACGCAUGCAGCCCUCCACGUUGCCCCGUGCCCUGUGUCCUCCCAUGUGGAGGCCGGGCGCCACACACCUCACCGUCACAAACUGUAAGCAUGUGAGAGG
Molecule: messenger RNA, 3762 nt
Organism: Chlamydomonas reinhardtii
Lineage: Eukaryota; Viridiplantae; Chlorophyta; Chlorophyceae; Chlamydomonadales; Chlamydomonadaceae
Exons: 4
Coding region: 727-2715 (662 amino acids)
Source: RefSeq, a predicted model, not a curated record